CAACAUCCUAUCGGAGUACCAUUGCACUUUGGAACUCAAGUACCAGCCAAGACAAGAAUGUGGCCUCAGUGCACAAAACCUGGGGAAGAGGCCGGGAGGGGCCUGCCUUUGAUGCCCCGCUCGACAUCCCGACAAGGCGGCUUGUCCAAGCCCUCUUUCUUCAACGCGCCAUCUUACAGAUCGACUCGGGGUCAUGAGCACAGCGACUCCGGAAGUGCCAGCAGCUUCUCUCCGCGAUCAAAUAGGGAUGCGUAUCCAACACCCUCCUCGUCGAACCAGAUGGUUUUUUCGCCGCCGACGGCCGGUACAGCCCCGACAUUCCUAACAACGGCGUCGGAGCGGUCGGUCUUCAACGACUUUAACGCGUUUGGAAGGCCUAAAGUCAAGGCGUCGAAGUUCCUCGAUUCCAACUGCAGUCUUUGGGCUUCGGGAAAUGAGCACAACCUGCAACCUCCGAUGGCCCCACCGCAAGCUGAGCCGAUGGAUCUAUUUACAGGAGACAUUGAGCGUGACAUUUUGCUCGAUGCAGGCCGAUAUGGCGACCCUCGGUACUCGGGCUUUGGCUCGUGCAUGCCGAGAGAUCCUUAUUCAGAGCAGAUUGCUGAGGUACCUUACCAACUCACGGAAUGGGACUCGGAAGCGCCACCGGAAGAACCAGAGGAUCACCACUUCCGGCGCACUCCAAAUUUUGGGACUACAUCUGAAAUGGAGAACCGCUUUAUGGCUCCACCAGUGCAGCAGCAAUGUGCCUUUCCACUGCUGCCUUCACGACAGGCCCUCAAGGAGUUCGUUCCCAAGACCGUCGUCAAACCUCCCGCCGUUCCCAAGGGCGGCAAUGAUGGACUGACGGUUAAUGGCAUCCGCUUGAGGCGUGUUGCUGAUCUGCCGGACAAGUUUCGUAGUCUAUUCAAGUUCCCGUACUUCAACGCUGUCCAAUCGGAGUGCUACGAUAAAGCCUUCUGCACGGACGAAAACCUAGUCGUUAGCGCUCCAACGGGAUCUGGAAAAACGUGCAUCAUGGAGCUCGCUGUACUCCAUCUACUGUCACGGCCGGAUGGCGAGAACGCGAAGGUGGUCUAUAUGGCUCCGACGAAGGCUUUGUGUAGCGAGCGAGUUCGAGAUUGGCAGCAAAAGUUUCGAACCCUUGGGAUCACGUGCAAUGAACUUACGGGGGACAGUGACAAUCUUCGAACAUGCGAGAUACAGCAGAGCAAUAUCAUUGUGACAACCCCUGAAAAGUGGGACUCGAUGACCCGGAAGUGGCGCGACUAUAAGAACCUGAUGAGCCUCCUCCGUCUUAUCAUGAUCGACGAAUGCCACACGUUAAACGAACCUGGCCGCGGAGCAACCUUAGAGGUUGUGGUGAGCCGAAUGAAGACUGUCAAUGCGGAGCUUCGGCGUCAAGGAGGUCCAAAUGGCCAAUUGGUGUUGGAGAUCCGCUUUCUAGCUGUCUCAGCGACGGUCCCGAACAUCAUGGACAUUGCUGAGUGGUUGAAAUCUGCUCAUGGCACGCCAGCACAAGUCAGGGUAUUUGGCGAAGAGUUUCGACCCGUGCAGCUUCGGAAAGAGGUUCUGGGCUUCUUUGCAAAGUCAGCCAACUAUUUCCAGUUCGAAGCAAGUUUGGAUUACAAAUUGAUGGAGGUCAUCGAGCGAUUUUCAGCCAAGAAACCAAGUCUAGUGUUCUGUUCCACGCGAAAAUCUGUUACCACAUGUGCCGAACGACUUGCUAAGGAAUGUGUAGAGUUAUGCUCCGGAUCAAAUGGAUAUGGGCCAAUGCACCCAUUUGUCAAGACCCGAAACCUAUCAGACACUCUGAGGGGAAUCAAGAACAGAAUCACCGACAGGAAGCUAGCCGAGCUCGUCGUCCAUGGGAUUGGUUUUCAUCAUGGCGGCCUCUCCACGCAAGAUCGACAGCUUAUCGAGUCCUCCUUCUUGCAAGGGCAUAUUAGCGUCGUUUGUGCUACGUCCACCCUAGCGGUCGGGGUCAAUCUGCCGGCGCACGUAGUCAUCAUCAAAGGCACUAUGCAGUAUGUCAAUAACAAUUAUGUCAAGUACUCCGAGCUGGAUCUUUUGCAGAUGUUGGGACGUGCUGGACGGCCACAGUUUGAUGAUAGCGGGGUUGCUGUCAUCAUGACGAUGAACAACGAAGUGCCGACGUACCAGGCGAUGGUGACAGGGAAACAAGUCAUUGAAAGCAGCUUGCACGAGAAUCUUAUCGAGCAUCUCAACUCGGAAGUGGUACUCAAUGCGAUCAAAAGCGUUCAGUCUGCCAAAGAAUGGCUUCAAUCAUCUUUCCUAUACGUGCGAAUGCGAAAGAAUCCUGCCUACUACAAGUUGAAGAACUGCUCCAACGUCGAGGGGAAACUCUCAGCGGAGAAACGUCUAGAAUCCAUAUGCCUCAGAGACAUCGAGCUGUUGGACAAGCACUCCCUGAUCACCUUAUCCAGAUCGACCCAGCAUCUACAGACAACAGAAUACGGCCAGGCUAUGGCAAAGUACUACAUCAAGUACCAGACAGCAGUUACAAUUCUCAGCAUGAAAGAAAAGGGGACGUUGAAGGAUGCACUGGAAACACUAUGCAAGGCAGAAGAGUUCAGCGACAUACGCUUCCGCGGUGAUAAAGCGAUUUUCAACGCAGUCAACAAGAAUCCCGCGAUAAGGUUUCCAGUCAAAGGCAAGGUUACCACCGGAGACCAGAAAGUCAAUCUCUUGAUACAGUGCAGAUUGGCAUGCAUAUCGUUGAGCGACCAGAAAACGUCACAUACGCUGAACAUGGAACAAGCUGCAAUCAUAAGUGGGGGAAGCAGAAUUGCUCGAUUUAUGGUUGAUGUCUUCAAGGCCAAAGGGGACGUAGUCUCGCUACGAAGCGCCACGGAUCUAUCCCGGUGCUUGGCGGCAAAAACAUGGGAGAAUUCUCCCCUGCUUUUACAGCAGAUCGAGUCGGUUGGACCGGCAAUCGCUAGAAUGCUUUCAACCGCAGGCAUAUCCUCAUUUGGGCAGUUGGAGAAGACAGAUCCCCGACAGAUUGAAUAUGUAAGGAGUUGGCCGAGUUCUCAGACUGAUCGCACGUCUCAUGCUCUCAUCUUCCAGGUGUCGAGUCGGAACCCACCUUUUGGCAACAAGAUCCUUGAAGCGGCCCGGGCCUUACCGAAGCUAAAAUUGGAAAUCACACAGUUCAAAGACAUGUCGCGGCCCACCGAGAUUGAGCUGUACGUGAACGUCAGUCUUCUCAACGCAGAAGUGGUAAAGGUCUACGGAAAGAAGGGACCACUGCAAGUCGCCUUCCUCGCCGCGACGUCCGACGGCAAUUUGAUAGACCAUCGUCGACUCUCAUUGAAGAAAGUGAAAGACGGGGAGUCUUUCCGAGUUCGGGUGCAACUGGAUAAUGCUAGACAGCGGAUUUCGUGCUCUUUGUUGCCUGAAGACUAUGGUUGAUACAUGAAUAUCCUGAGUAUAUCGGCGUGAUUGCUGAUGGUACCUUCCAGUCGGUUUAGAUGUGAACAAGGAGAUCGUUCCUGACGUGAAAGAGGUGCACUUUCGUAAUCUCCGACUGGCGAAAUCGAGC
Messenger RNA from Fimicolochytrium jonesii, 3565 nucleotides. RefSeq names its product Sec63 Brl domain-containing protein. The transcript is spliced from 32 exons. Lineage: Eukaryota; Fungi; Chytridiomycota; Chytridiomycetes; Spizellomycetales; Powellomycetaceae. Bases 58 to 3435 code for a protein of 1125 amino acids. The record is from RefSeq and is a predicted model, not a curated record. Gene Ontology annotation, molecular function: ATP binding; nucleic acid binding.